Messenger RNA from Corticium candelabrum, 2210 nucleotides. Its product is annotated as golgin subfamily A member 1-like. The coding region runs from base 1 to 2031 and encodes 676 amino acids. Gene Ontology annotation, cellular component: Golgi apparatus. The record is from RefSeq and is a predicted model, not a curated record. NCBI's taxonomy places the organism in Eukaryota, Metazoa, Porifera, Homoscleromorpha, Homosclerophorida, Plakinidae. The transcript is spliced from 24 exons.
AUGUUUCGAGGACUGAAGAAGAAGAUCGAGAGCGAUCAGAAAGCUAAGAUUGUGUUUUCUCCGAGUCGUGUCGAAGCUAAACCCGGAGGUCCAGUUCGUCUGAGUUCGACGUCGGAAAGAGAAGACGAAAAUGAAGUCGAACAAACAUCAUUGGGAAUUUCUAUACACUCCAAUGAAGACGACAGUCAUAGAAAUUUUGCGGAUGGCAAGAAUGAUUUACAAAAGGAAACAAGGACUUCUGAAAUUUUUAUGGAGGAAGAAGUAGCUAUAAGAGACAAACAAAUAGAUGACCUAAAGAAAGUCGUAGGCCUCUUGGAGCAGAAAAUAAGUGAUUUACAACAGGAGGCUUUGGUUUAUAAGAGCGGUAGUGUGCCCAGUUCGGACUAUGAAGCAGCAGUAUCCACAGCAAACGAGCUAGGGCAGAAAUGCAGGAAGAUGCAAGAUCAAUUUGAUAUGGAAUCGAAAGACAAAUUGAAAUGCAAUGAACAGCUACGCCAACAGAUCACAUCUCUUCAAGCGGAAAUUGAAAAACAAGGAAUACAUUUGACUACUAUAGAGACCAAUCUAGAAGACUCUCGACAUCGAAGUAGAUUACUUCAGCAAGAGCUUGAACUCAAAGCAACAAACUUAAUGAAAGUGACAACGGAGCUGCAGACAGCACACGAGUCUGUUAACGAUCUGCAGUCACAACUUUUAGUGACACAAAGAAGUAACACUGAAUUAGAAAGAAAGCUGGAAAAUGUAAAGAAUCAACACCAUUCAAGUGCAGAGGAGCUUCAGGAAAGAAUCCAACUGCUUGAACAGAGACUCAAAGAUACAGAAAUGUCAGACAGUGAUCAUGUUCAGGCUGUUCUAAAAGAGAGGGACGGUCUUGAGUUAACACUUUCAGAAACAAAGAGUCAGAUAGCUCAACUUGAGAUGCAACAUCGUGAAGACAUUGCCCAUCUGAAGUCACAGAGUGAGUCACUUGUACAAGAACGAAGAGUGGACCAGUUUAGUAUCAGAACGCUAAACGAUGAAGUGAAGCAGCUGCAACUGAAGCUGUCCGACUUGCAAGAGGCUCGAGAUAGAGACUCUCAAAAUCACAAUAACACUAUAACUGCAUUGUGUGAGAAGAACAAGGAGCUGGUAUCUAGCUGUGAUUCCCACCAAGCAGCAAGGGUCAAACUAACAGAAGAAGCUGACCAGCUUCGAGCAACCGUAGAGACUCUAAAGGAAGCGAACCGGACAACUUCGACUGCUUCUCGUACUGAGCUCGAAGACAUGCAACGAAAGCACAUGGAAUUGCAGCAGUCAGUAAAGGUCAGGAUACAACAGAUUGAUCAACUGAAAGAGGAAAUUCAACAGAAGGAUGAGCUGAUAUUAAAAGCCGAGGACACUAGUCAACAAAUGUCAGAGCAGUCAGAGAGGAAUGUAGAGAGGUUGCAACAGUGUCUGCAAGAUCGACAAAAGGAAGUUGAAACUCUUCGGCAGCAAGUGGCUGAUGCAUCUGCAGUGCAUGAACGAAAUGCAACAGACAAGCAAAGGACAAUUGAAGAGCUGUAUGAACAAGUGCAAUCUCUUGAAGUAAAGCUUGAACAGCAAGAAAGAAAGGCAGAGACUUACCAGCCAGCUACUUUGAACAUUCAACAAGAUUCGACAACAGACUGGCAGCAACAGAUGGAUCGGCUGCAGCAGGAAAAGACAGACUUAGAGGAGCAGUUGUUAGAGAAAAACAAGGCACUCAAAACUCAGCAGCAGAGAAUGGCAGACUUGAAGAAAACACUUCACAGAGAGCUAAAAGUUCAGACAUCAGCGGAUGGUAAAACAGUUGAAUAUGAUGGACGAGAUGUGAACUUUGAGUAUCUGAAGUAUGUUAUUCUCAAGUUUUUGUGUAGUCAAGCUCAUGAGGCUCGACAGUUAGUGAAGGCGAUUUCUACCCUGCUACAGUUAACUGCUGGUGAAGAGAGACUUGUCAUUGACUGGCUUGAUUACAAAACCUCAUGGUUUGGGUCAGUGCCUCACUCACCAUCAGUCAAGAAAUCGAGUUGACAGUAGGGAUUUUGUAUAAAACAGAAUAUUUAUGAAGACUCUAAAGAGAUAGUGAAACAAAUCUUUAUAUUCUAAUUAAUUUAAUUAACAGUUAGAUAAAUAAUUGACUCAAAGUUAUUUGGAGGAAAGUUUGACAAUAGUGAAUAGUGACAAAUUUGACAAACAAAUCAGUCAGUCAA